UAGUCACGCUUCAGAAUGCUGACUCAGCCUCCAAAACAGGCUGGAAGCUGCCACCAUGGCGCUACCUCAUCCGUCUUCGAAAACUUGUAUCAUUCAUUGCAAUGCAUUAGACUACUAGCUAUUUAGGUAAUCAUCUAUUCGACAACCGCCAUGAAGUCAUUCAGUUGUGUCCUUCCCGUGCUGCUCUGUAGUGCUGGCACAACUAUAAAUGCAUUUGCCCCACACGGCGUGAACAAACCGACGGCACCCACACCAUCGCGGUUGCAAGCCAAGCGAGACGCCACUUUUGGCAUGGGCUGCUUUUGGAAACCCUCUGAAGAAAUGCUCAAGAUUGACGGUGUUUCGGAAGCAGCGGCAGGAUACACUGGCAAUCCCAAUGCCAAGGAAGUUCCCGAUUAUGACAAGGUCUGCUUCAGCCGUGAUUGGGUGGAAGGAGUGCGAGUGGUCUAUGACGAUGACAAAGUGUCGUAUGAACAAUUAUUGGACGCUUUCUUUGAAGCUCAGGAACCCAAACUUGGAUCACGACAAUACGCCUCCAUUAUAUUUCCACAUGACGAAGAACAGCAAAAGAUUGCCACAGAGUGGUUGCAAGAAGGAGCCGACAAGGUCCGAGAAUCCGAUGGUGUCCCUCUUUCCAUUACACAGGUGGAACCACUGUCACCGUUCUAUCGUGCCGAAGGAUACCAUCAAAACUAUUGGCAAAAGUUUCGACCUCGUGUCGCCGUCGUCGUGGGGUUGAUUGCAUUGCAAAUUGCCCAUUUUGACGUCUCGCCCGAUAUCGCGUCCGGCAUUGAUACUUUCGCCGAUUGGGGACUCAAGGCCGUUGCUCUCAGUGUCAUUCUGGAAAGACUUUUGGAUAGAAAUGUUGUAGAACUAAAGUCAGAAUAGGCAGAUGAAUAGAAUAGGUGUC
This is a messenger RNA of Seminavis robusta, 910 nucleotides long. Lineage: Eukaryota; Bacillariophyta; Bacillariophyceae; Naviculales; Naviculaceae. The record is from the annotation of a GenBank genome assembly.